Messenger RNA from Aspergillus versicolor CBS 583.65, 1148 nucleotides. RefSeq lists its product as uncharacterized. The transcript has a single exon. The coding region runs from base 334 to 1044 and encodes 236 amino acids. The record is from RefSeq and is a predicted model, not a curated record. NCBI's taxonomy places the organism in Eukaryota, Fungi, Ascomycota, Eurotiomycetes, Eurotiales, Aspergillaceae.
GACAGGAAGUUUAUACCAGCAAACAAAUACACAGCCACGCGGUUACAUUAAUAAGCGUUGAUCUGGAGGAUAUCUAUUUAUAUGUGUUCUUCCAAUAUAACCAACUGAACUGAAAACCUGCCUGUCAGCCGCGAACAACAGCUACUACAUCAUCUGCAUGCACUCCAACCACGGCCACUCACGUCUCUCGUGUGCAGGGCCAGUCAUUCAGGACAUGGCGAGGAGUCUACAUGUUCACCAUCGACAACAAGGACAGAGACGGGAUGUUCAGUAACACCAUCGACAACCACGAUCACCAAGGCUCCCGUCUGCACUCCUCGACCACACAGCUCCAUGGCCGAACCGACGACUCUGACCACGACCGAGCAGGUCCCUCCUUCGACGACAGCCAGCUCGCCUUCAGAUACAGCAUCCGAAUUCUCGACGACUCAGUCUACUGGUCCAACUGCAACAGUAAACCACGACAUCCUCCCGGCAUUUCCGACCAUCAUCCCAAAGCAGCCAGGGAAGAACUUGUGCUUCCGAACCAUCAACGAAGAUCGCCGGUACGGAAACUUCUCUGAAGCUGCGGCUGGAACACUCGUCGGAAAACUAUGUGCAGACGGUGAUGCAUUCCACCCGGAUGACUCUGAACAUGUGCAGAGUGCUCCGGGCACAGACGGCGACUUGAAGGUUUGGAUACGUUGGGCGGAAGACCAAAGGGGAUGUUCACCGAAACGAGCGUUCCCUAUGGGUGAACCGUGUGCUGGCACUUGGCUUGGAUUUGAAGUAGACUGUGAUAUAAGUACAACCGAUCCAGACGGGUCGUAUGGCGGAGGGUUUGUAUCGAGUAGUAAAUUUGGGUGCUUGGAGUUUGGGAUGGUGAAGGAUUCAAAACAGUGGCUUUAUAGUCUUAUACUAAUUUUGAUAUAUCUGCUGCUUACAAGAUGGCCCGUUUAUAUACUGGUGAUGAUCCUUAUGCGCUGUUACUUUUCGGCAUCAUUGACAAAGUGGAGUAUACAGAGCGACUGCCGCCCUCAAGUCCCGCCCAUUACACUCGGUUGAUAAACCGCCAGUUCCUGCCCCGGAUCCAGUGUCUCAAUAGGCAGCCAUUAAGGCAAUUCGCCGCGGCGGCAUAUUCGGCCUGUCCAUCCACGGUUAGGCCGGGU